Daldinia childiae is the source of this 2634-nucleotide messenger RNA. RefSeq lists its product as uncharacterized. Gene Ontology annotation, biological process: primary miRNA processing; mRNA processing. The transcript is spliced from 3 exons. Gene Ontology annotation, cellular component: nuclear body. The record is from RefSeq and is a predicted model, not a curated record. The coding region runs from base 1 to 2634 and encodes 877 amino acids. Lineage: Eukaryota; Fungi; Ascomycota; Sordariomycetes; Xylariales; Hypoxylaceae.
AUGGACUCGUACUCAUAUCGCGACGCUUCCGGUCGUUCUCCCCCCGAUCGCGGCUGGAGUGGCCGUGAUGAUCGCGUCAAAGAUGAGUCUCGCGACAGCUUCUACCGUGGUCGUUCACCUGGCCAUGACCGCCCACGACGUAAUCGAUCGCGCUCCCCUCCCCCAGUUGACCGCUACGAGCCUAGAGGACGUGGCCGAGAGGACCACACUGUGCCCCGUGACCGAGAUGACAGGCGACGCAUCAAUUCACCUCCAGCGAACAUUGACCGUUAUGUUCCCGGCCCAGGAGGCCCUCAGCCUCCUCAACCAACUGUGAAUCCGUUGACAGAUCCUGUCAGAUUGCCUUUCCAAGUUGGAUUCUCUUACUUUGGCGAAUGGUGGCGAGCCAAUGAGAAGAUCAAAGAGGAGAAGGAGCGCGCCCGAACUGGUCGGAGACGCGACCCUGAGCGACCUCGUAGAGACACGCAAGAAGAUCGUGAUAAAGAGAAGGCUAGAAUACAAGCUGCCUAUGACGCAUACAAGGAGGAGCUCCAAGCUAAAAUGGCCAGAGCUUUCGUUGCCGAACACAAGAAGGAGCAAUGGUUCCGCGAGCGUUACGUCCCCGAAGUCCGAGAUCCCUUACGCAAGCAGAUGAACGAAUUUCGUCGUGGUGCGUAUAGCCAAUGGGAGCAAGACUUAGAGUCCGGCACAUUCGACGAAUUUUCUCUGGAGGGAAUACCCAAGAGUGAAAGCAACGGGGCCGGUGGAAUUGUAGAAAAGGAAGAGGGCGAGGCCACGGCCGCAAACGAAGUUCUAGGAGUCGGCGAUCUAGUUCCCACAAACGGGAGCGAUCUCCGGGAUGAAAGCUUAUAUCAGCCUACUCUCUUGAUCAAGACGAUUGCUCCUCACGUUAGCCGCCAAAAUCUAGAAACCUUCUGCAAAGAGCAUCUUGGAGAAGAGGAAGGUGGAUUCAAAUGGCUAUCCCUCAGCGAUCCUAAUCCCAGCAAAAGAUACCACCGCAUGGGUUGGGUAAUGCUACAUCCUUCAUCCGAGACAGCAGCACCUGUUGAACGUGCGGAUCCGAAAGACGAAGAGGAAGACGAGAUGAAGGUAGAAUCACCCGUAGCUACCACAACAGCUGACAAGGCCCUUGAGGCUAUUAAUGGUAAGACCGUCAAGGAUGAAGUUCGUGGCGACUUUGUGUGCCAUGUAGGUGUUCACAACCCCCCAAGCAAUCCUCGCAAGAAGGCGUUGUGGGAUCUCUUCUCUGCUCCUGAAAGAAUCGAGAAAGAUCUUGGCCUUGCUCAGCGACUCGUCAAUAAGUUCGAGGAAGAUUUCGGUUCAGAUUUCAAUGCUACACUUAGGAUUGAAGAAAGAGUGGAAACCUUACGCAGCGCUGGAAGUUUACAGCCGGCUAUAUCAUCGCCGACAGCGAAGAGGGUUAAGAAGGAUCGUAAUCUUGACUUUGAUGAGGCAAUGGAUGAUGGUGAAGAAGGAGAAAUGGGCGAAUCUGACGAAGAGGGUGCCAUAGAUGAUGAAGUCGAUGACGAAGACAUUCUGGUAAAGAAGAAGCAGCUCGAUCUUAUGAUUGAGUAUCUUCGCCGAGUCUUCAACUUCUGCUUCUUCUGUGUUUUUGAGAGCGACUCUAUUCACGAAUUGACCCGAAAGUGUCCCGGUGGUCAUCUUCGUCGACCCAGAAGCACACUCUCUUCCGCUGCCAAGAAUGUAGCACGGGCUAGUGCCAGUGGAGAUGCAUUUCCUUCUAAGAAACCUAAGGAAUCGAAGGAAGAGGAGGAAGAAGGCGAGGCGCCUGAGCCUGAUCGCAAAUUCCGUAACGCAUCUUCUAAAUCUGAGCAGCAGCUUGAACGUGCGUAUAAGUGGGUUAAGACGUUCGAAGACAAGAUUAUGCAAAUCCUCGAGCCUGAGUCAGUAGACAUUCGUAAACUCGGUGGUAAGCCUACCGAGGAUGUUCUCAAUGACGAACUCUCCAAAUUUGUCAAACAAGAAGAUGAACACAAAUGGAGAUGUAAAGUUCCUGAGUGCACGAAGCUCUUCAAAGAGGAUCACUUUUGGAAGAAGCACGUGGAGAAGCGCCACGCUGAUUGGCUAGAGGUUAUGAAGCAAGAGUUUGACCUUAUCAACGCAUAUGUUCUUGAUCCUGCUCACAUUGCGCCUUCGAGAACUGAUGCCAAUAGCAACGGCCAUUUCCCGCCCUCCAAUGGUCAAACUCAACAGGGCACUCCUCGCGGAUUUAAUCUCCAGAAUUUCGCCAUGAACAAUAUGGUCCCACAGUUCCCCGGUUUCCCCAGCAUUCCUGGGAUGCCUCCGCUCUUCACGGGUGGUCAUAAUGCCCAAGCCCCCGGGUGGGUUGCGGGAGGCGAGGAACGUGGUGCAGGCCCUAUCCGUCGUGGCGGUGCUAAUUCCGGACGUUUUCAAAACCGUACCGGCCCGUAUGACAGGCGGCAACAGCAGGGACGUUGGGGUCAGGAUGGACAGGGUGCAGGCCGCGGUAGGGGUGGUGCCGGUCGCUGGGGCGAUGGUGCCGCAGGCGGAGCAGCCGUCGGUCCUCGUGAAGCCGUUCAAGGCCGUAGCCUCAAGAGCUACGAAGAUCUCGACCAUGUUGCAGGUGGAGGAGGUGGUGAAUUGAACUACUAA